AUGGCGCGCGCGGCGGGGUCCGAGCGGCGGCUCCUGGUCAUCUACACCGGAGGCACCAUCGGCAUGCGGAGCGAGCGCGGCGUGCUUGUCCCUGGGAAGGGCCUGGCCGCCGUUCUGAGGACGCUGCCCAUGUUCCACGAUGAGGGGCACGCCCAGGCCUGUGGCCUCCCCGAGGACACCUUAGUGCUGCCCCCCGCCUGCCCCGACCAGAGGGUCAUGUACACGGUGCUGGAGUGCCAGCCUCUCUUCGACUCCAGUGACAUGACCAUCACCGAGUGGGUUCAGAUCGCCCAGACCAUCGAGAGCCACUACGGGCAGUACCAUGGCUUUGUGGUCAUCCACGGCACCGACACCAUGGCCUUCGCCGCCUCCGUGCUCUCCUUCAUGCUGGAAAACCUGCAGAAAACGGUCAUCCUCACUGGUGCCCAGGUGCCCAUCCACGCCCUGUGGAACGACGGCCGUGAGAACCUGCUGGGUGCCCUGCUGCUGGCUGGCCAGUACGUGAUCCCCGAGGUCUGCCUGUUCUUCCAGAACCAGCUGUUUCGGGGCAACCGAGUGACCAAGGUGGACACGCGCAGGUUUGCGGCCUUCUGCUCCCCCAACCUGCCCCCUCUGGCCACCGUGGGCGCUGAUGUCACAAUCAACUGGGAGCUGGUGCGGAGGGUCCGUGGGCAGGGCCGGCUGGUGGUGCACAGCAGCGUGGAGCACGACGUCGGCCUGCUGCGCCUCUACCCUGGGAUCCCCGCCACCCUGGUCCGGCUCUUCCUGCAGCCCCCCCUGAAGGGCGUGGUCAUGGAAACCUUCGGAUCGGGAAACGGGCCCACCAAGCCCGACCUGCUUCAGGAGCUGCGGGUGGCAGCUGAGCGAGGCCUAGUCAUCGUCAACUGCACCCACUGCCUUCAGGGCGCCGUCACCUCGGACUAUGGCGCUGGCACGGCCCUGGCGGGAGCCGGCACCAUCUCAGGCUCCGACAUGACAUCGGAGGCGGCCCUGGCCAAGCUGUCGUAUGUGCUUGGCCUGCCGGGGCUGAGCCUGGACGGCAGGAAGGAGCUGCUGGCCAGGGACCUGCGCGGGGAGAUGACGCCGCCUGCUGCGGACGAGCUCCGGCCCUCUCUGCGGGGCAGCACGCUGGGCCGCGGGGUCGCCCAGCUCCUUAGGCUGAGCCAGGAGGCUGAUGACGUGCGGGAUGCCCUGGCACCCAGCCUGGCCUGUGCCGCGGCCCACGCUGGCGACCUGGAGGCCCUGCAGGCGCUUGCAGAGCUGGGCAGUGACCUGAGCCUGGAGGACUUUGGUGGUCAAACUCCGCUGCACUCGGCCGCCCGAGGGGGCCAGGUUGGGGUGGUCACCAUGCUGCUGCAGAGAGGGCUGGACGUGAAUGCACGGGACAAGGAUGGCCUCAGCCCGCUGCUGCUGGCCGUGAGGGGCAGGCAUCAGGGUGUCAUUGGGCUGCUGCGGGCAGCUGGGGCCUGCCUGUCCCCCCAGGAGCUGGAGGACUCGGGGACAGAGCUAUGCAGGCUGGCAUCCAGGGCAGACUGUGAAGGCCUGCAGGCGUGGUGGCAGGCAGGGGCCGACCUGAGGCAGCCGGGCUAUGACGGGCGCAGCGCCCUGCUUGUCGCAGAGGCCGCUGGGAACCUGGAAGUGGUGGCCCUUCUGCAGAGCCUUCAGGAUGGGGUUGGUGACCAGGCCCUGGGCCCAGAAGUGCUGCCUGGUGUCUAA
This is a messenger RNA of Mesoplodon densirostris (Blainville's beaked whale), 1716 nucleotides long. RefSeq names its product asparaginase (gene ASPG). The transcript is spliced from 16 exons. NCBI's taxonomy places the organism in Eukaryota, Metazoa, Chordata, Mammalia, Artiodactyla, Ziphiidae. The record is from RefSeq and is a predicted model, not a curated record. Gene Ontology annotation, biological process: amino acid metabolic process. Bases 1 to 1716 code for a protein of 571 amino acids. Gene Ontology annotation, molecular function: protein binding; asparaginase activity.